Messenger RNA from Amorphotheca resinae ATCC 22711, 924 nucleotides. RefSeq lists its product as hypothetical. The transcript has a single exon. Bases 1 to 924 code for a protein of 307 amino acids. NCBI's taxonomy places the organism in Eukaryota, Fungi, Ascomycota, Leotiomycetes, Helotiales, Amorphothecaceae. The record is from RefSeq and is a predicted model, not a curated record.
AUGCUUCAAAAGGUCUCCGCUUUCGCUAAGGUUCCUCCGGAAGUUUUGGAGAAUAUCUUGACCUUCGCACUCGUAGCAGAGGGAGAUGUCCGUCCAUAUGCUAGCGUCACGCGCGAGGACCAGUUCAAGCAGAUGCAUGGCACGAAAUCCGACAACUUAAGCCCAAAUAGCUUCCUACCGAUCUUACUCGUUAACAAGCGGUUCUAUCGUGAGGGUAUUGCUAUUGCUUACAGAGACAAUUCCUUUAAUUUCACUUCCCUCGCAACUUAUGCGGCGUUCGCCAUCAGCCUUAGGAUCUCUAAGCGGUCUAGGGCUUCGGCCAGAAAGAUCACAAAGGUGUCAAUCACACUUGACGUUGCUGGCGAUGCCGGAAGAAUCUCGGAUUUGUGGAGCUUCAUCUACCCUCGCGACUUGGAACUCUGCUCUCUUACCGCUAGCCUCUGCGACAUUACGCUCCAAAGACUCUUCAAGACUCUUCCAAACCUCUCGCACUUGCAGGUCUGCACCAGCUUGUUCCAGUGUACCUAUAUGGCCCCAAACGCUGUUAAGCGGACUACGCGUCUUCAGCCUAUGAUGCCAACAUGCCGACAUCUGCCUAUGGAGACCCGCCUUCAGCAUAUCAACUUUGCUUUCGACAAUCCCUACUUCAAUGGAAGGAAGAAGGCAAAGAGAACUCAUCAGGUAUUGCUGUAUAGCCAACUUCGACAUGACUUCAUGGUGCCCGGCAUUUACCGCACUUUUACAACCUACAUGCGCUUCCUUCUCAAGGAGAUUCGGAAGAGAAAGGAGUUGGAAGCAGCGGCUCAACUGGCUGCAUCAUCUGAUCCAUCCGCACUUUCAUCUCAGGAGACGUCGGAUGAAUCAGAACAGCCAGAUUCGUCUGCAGUUCCCGCCCCCGCCCCAGCCCCGGCUGCCGAAACCUAA